This is a messenger RNA of Malaya genurostris, 976 nucleotides long. RefSeq names its product serine protease Hayan-like. The coding region runs from base 1 to 924 and encodes 307 amino acids. Gene Ontology annotation, biological process: proteolysis. Gene Ontology annotation, molecular function: serine-type endopeptidase activity. NCBI's taxonomy places the organism in Eukaryota, Metazoa, Arthropoda, Insecta, Diptera, Culicidae. The transcript is spliced from 4 exons. The record is from RefSeq and is a predicted model, not a curated record.
AUGACCGUGACUUUCGCUAGCAAGAUAUUGGUACUGUUAGCCAUUAUAUUCCUGCAAGGUGCAACAUGUCAGGAAACCCACCGAUUCAACUUGGGAAACAUCAGUGCCAGCCAGCCAUCCCGAUACCAUGCAUUAGGUCUAUUUAACAAUGACCAUCCUAUCAGGAAAAGGAUUGCCGUACGAAAAUGUCCAUCCUAUAAUUUUCUUUAUCCGUUGAAAAUAUUUUCCACGGAACAACCGUACUUCUGUCCUGCUGCUUUCGUGAGCACAGAUUCGUUGCUCACAUCAGCAUUGUGCUUGAAAAUGCUUCAGCAAGGAAACGAGCAUCCAUCGAGUCACAUGUUUGUCAUCGUGGACCGAGAGGAUGUAUUCUUAUACGAAAACGGGCGUCGCUACGUUAAUAAAGUGUUCUUCCAUCCGAAGUUCGAGGAAGAACCAGCCUAUUACAAUAUUGCCAUCGUGAAGCUACGAAGCUCGAUCAGAUUCGAUCGUGAUGGUACGGGUCGCAGUCAUCUGGCCUGUUUGUGGCCCGAAUAUCGGUUGAAGAAUGCUAAUGCUGUUCUCGGUGAGUGGUUCGAGCAUCAACCAGAACAGAAUCCUGCUUUCCGUUGGCUUGACCUGCCUUUCAUAUCCCAGGAAGAAUGCCGCACAGAAUUGGCCAAAGCCGAGAGGCCGUUACUGGAGUUAAAUCAGGGUAUCCGAGAUUUUCAAGUGUGCGUAAAAGAUAAUCGAAACAAUACGAUGAUCCAAUUUUGCGAACCAAGAUCCUCGGGGCCACUUUUUAUGACACUGGGAAAUACAGUCUAUCUAGUCGGACUACCAACGGUCCACAUCGAUGACUGUGGUGUAGAAAUAGAAAUUUUCAACCGGGUUUAUCACUUUUUGGACUGGAUCGAAUCGGUAGUCUGGCCCGGUCAAGAAUGAUCUGCUUCUUUCAUUGCUGAUGAUUAAGUGAGCUUCCCCUCAUUUACGGAAA